Hyla sarda is the source of this 2368-nucleotide messenger RNA. RefSeq names its product Pim-2 proto-oncogene, serine/threonine kinase (gene PIM2). The transcript has 7 exons. Gene Ontology annotation, biological process: protein autophosphorylation; regulation of mitotic cell cycle; negative regulation of apoptotic process. The coding region runs from base 1020 to 2006 and encodes 328 amino acids. Gene Ontology annotation, cellular component: cytoplasm. Lineage: Eukaryota; Metazoa; Chordata; Amphibia; Anura; Hylidae. The record is from RefSeq and is a predicted model, not a curated record. Gene Ontology annotation, molecular function: protein serine/threonine kinase activity; ATP binding.
UAUUUAUCUGGGUUUUGAAGUUAGUGCUGUAAAAUUUGCAAAACAGUGUCACCUAUUGAGACAAAUAAAUUUUAUUGAAGAGUGCUGGCUUUCUGACUACGACUACGCAGUAAGUGCUGCUCAUAUACAUUACCUGUGUCCAUGGGCACGCUCGUUUCAAUAAACUUUAUUGACAACAAACACUGCUUUAUUAUAUCUUGUCUAUAUGGUGUAGAGACUGUGCACGGUGUAACCGUGAAGGGUAGCGCUGUUGGCGGCGAGCAAGAGGUUUAUAUGUAUGUAUAUACAAUAUAUACCUCUGGUCUCCAAACUGUGGACCUCCACCUGUUGCAAAACUACAACUCCCAGCAUGCCCGGACAGCCAACGGCUGUCCGGGCAUGUUGGGAGUUGUAGUUUUGCAUCAUCUUGAGGUCCCUUAGUUUACUAAAGCAUGAUAGUCCUGAAAAAUGUUCAAAAAGCGUCACAGAUUGUGCUGGAUAAAACUUAUUGAAAACUGCAUGCUCUCUGACUACGACUACGCAGUCCGUGCCAUUCAGAUAUGUUCACUGCAUCCAUGUUCGUCUCAAUAAACUUUAUUGACAAUAAGCAGCAGUCUCCCCACGAGGCCUUCUCCUCCCCCCUCCCUCAUGGAGAUUUUCUGUAAUUCUGGCCACGUGUUAACCACACACCUCCCAACGUGUAGUGUGAACAUCUCAGUUGUGGCCGCUGUCAGGAACUCCGAGAAAAUAGCCACAGCGACGCCUGAGUCAUACGUCGCCUUCUGUCGUGUGGUUAGGAGGCCCAUGUGACUUUUGAGAAGACUCUCUGUUAUGGUGGGGGGGGGGUGGGUAUUACCAGAAGCCUUGGGCUGGCAGUAGCUUCUGGUAAUGGGAGGACAAUGGCAGCUCCACUGGUCAGGGUGUGAGGUGGAUCUUUGGGUGAGGGAGGCCUCAGGUCAUUAUGGGCGGAGCUAAAAGGUUCUGGGUUCCUAUCUGGUGGGACCGAUGAGAUUUAGUCAUGGUGUCAUGGCUGAUGCUGUAUGUGGCCGUACAUCAUCUCUCAUGUAAAGUCAUGCUGCAGGCUAAGAUCGUCCAUCUUGGAGGUUGUCAUGGUAACAUUGGUAAGUGUGUCAGGGCAGGAGGCAGUGACCGGACAACUUCACCGUGUGCCAUUCGGUCUGGAGAUGAUUACCGCCAUCAUUGACUCCGUCACCGCCAAGUCAGGGAAGGACAGGGCAUGUUUCGAAAAGUUGUACCAACUGGGAGCCGAGCUGGGACACGGAGGAUUCGGUACUGUGUACGGGGCGUGGAGACUGACGGACCACAAGGAGGUGGCCGUGAAGCAUAUCAGGAAGAGUCGUGUCAUGGAGUGGGCACAGCUGGGUAAUUUCCCCCGGGUGCCCAUGGAAGUAUAUCUGAUGCUGAAGGUGAAAGGUCAUCCUGGCAUCGUUGAACUCCUGGACUGGUUCGAGACCCCGGACGGCUUCCUGCUGGUGAUGGAGAUGCCGGAACACUGCCGGGACCUGUUCGACGUCAUCACCGAGCAAGGUCCCCUGGAGGAAGACGUUGCGCGCAGCCUGUUCCGGCAGGUGGUGGACGCCGUGGCGCACUGUCACACCCAAGGGGUCACCCAUCGGGACAUCAAAGACGAAAACCUCUUACUCAACACCCAGACGGGGCAGGUCAAGCUCAUCGAUUUCGGCUCUGGGGCUCUGCUCCAUGAUUCCACCUACAGUAACUUUGAUGGAACACGAGUAUACAGCCCCCCAGAAUGGAUUGCCUUUCGGAGGUACAAGGCGCUGCCAGCCACCGUGUGGUCUCUGGGUAUCCUGCUGUACGACAUGGUGUGCGGGGACAUCCCCUUCGAAAGAGACCAAGAAAUCCUACAAGCUCAAGUCCUCUUCAGGACCAGCGUGUCUCCAGAAUGUGAAAGUUUAGUCCACUGGUGCUUAUCCACGUGCCCCUCCGAGCGUCCAUCUCUAGAACAGAUUCUUCAGCAUCCCUGGAUGAAGGACGUAUGCACGUAAAAGAAGGCUUGUCCAACGCCGAGAGCCGCCGCUGCCAGACGCCGUUCUGGCUACCCACAGGGCCCCCGUAUACUGUAGUCAAGCACUAAAUGGCUACCUGCGAUGUCCCGGACGGCAGAUGCUACCAUUCCGGACACAGUUUUUGUGGGUCCUGGGAGAGGGACCCGGGGCCGGGAAGGACAAUAAAGUUAAUUGGACAAACUAUAGUGACAUUUGCAGGAUGUCCUGAAGACGCUGCCAGCGCCGUGCCGCGGGUUACACCCUGCCGUGACUCAUGGUUUGUGCAAACAGGAAAGAAGUUUAAUGAAGUUCCUGGUUUUACAGGACAAUCUCGCUGGGAUGUGAUAGAUUUGGGGGGGGGG